CGACCACCGCGCCCGCCCUGUCCACCACCAACGGCACUAGGAGCCACCGCACCUCCCGAGGAGAGCUGCACCGAAUCCGCACUCUCACUCUCCCGCCUGAUCGCGCACUCCCUGGUGCAACAGCACCUGCUUGGGGCGAAGGCUCCCACUCCCAGAUCCCGCUAUGGCUUCCUCAUCUAGCCCCUCGAUGCUCACCAAAUUCGAGUCCAAAUCGUCGCGCGCAAAGGGCAUUGCCUUCCACCCCAAACGACCAUGGAUCCUCGUUUCGCUACACUCGUCGACCAUCCAGUUGUGGGACUACCGCAUGGGAACCUUGAUAGACCGCUUCGAGGAGCACGAUGGCCCCGUGCGAGGCAUUGACUUUCACAAGACACAACCGCUGUUCGUGUCAGGAGGAGAUGAUUACAAAAUCAAAGUAUGGUCAUACCAAACACGAAGAUGUCUCUUCACCCUGAAUGGCCAUCUCGAUUAUGUCCGUACCGUCUUCUUCCACCACGAGCUGCCAUGGAUUAUCUCGAGUUCGGAUGAUCAGACUAUCCGCAUCUGGAAUUGGCAAAACAGGUCGCUGAUUUGCACCAUGACCGGACACAACCAUUAUACCAUGUGCGCACAAUUCCACCCCAAGGACGACUUGGUCGUCUCUGCCUCGCUGGACCAGUCAGUAAGAGUUUGGGAUAUUUCAGGUCUGCGCAAGAAGCACUCUGCUCCCACAUCCAUGUCGUUCGAGGACCAGGUCGCUCGAUCAAAUCAACAGCAGGCGGAUAUGUUUGGCAACACCGAUGCGGUGGUGAAGUUCGUUUUGGAGGGGCACGACCGAGGUGUCAACUGGGUCGCUUUCCAUCCUACACUGCCUUUGAUCGUCUCCGCUGGUGACGACAGACUGGUGAAGCUGUGGCGCAUGAGCGAGACCAAGGCAUGGGAAGUGGAUACAUGCAGAGGGCACUUCCAGAACGCAUCUGCAGCUCUCUUCCACCCACAUCAGGACCUGAUUUUGUCCGUGGGUGAGGACAAGACCAUUCGCGUUUGGGAUCUGAACCGACGAACUUCGGUGCAGUCUUUCAAGAGGGAGAAUGAUCGUUUCUGGGUUAUUGCGGCACAUCCGGAAAUCAACCUCUUCGCUGCUGGCCAUGACAACGGUGUAAUGGUCUUCAAGCUUGAGCGUGAACGGCCAGCUUCUGCUGUUUACCAGAACAACCUCUUUUACAUCACCAAAGAGAAGCACGUCCGCUCGUACGACUUCACCAAGAACGUCGAAAGCCCUUCGAUGUUGUCACUAAAGAAGCUCGGCAAUGCAUGGGUUCCUCCACGAACAUUGUCCUACAACCCUGCUGAACGCUCGGUCCUCGUCACUACACCCGCUGACAGCGGAACCUACGAGCUCAUGAGCCUGCCACGCGACGCUUCUGGAGCUGUGGAGCCCACGAGCACCCAUCGUGGCAAUGGUAAUUCCGCAGUCUUUGUGGCACGAAACCGAUUUGCUGUCUUCAAUGCGCAGAACCAGCAAAUCGACAUCAAGGAUCUGCAGAACUCCACCACAAAGACAAUCAAGCCCCCAGCUGGCACGACUGAUAUGGUCUUUGGCGGUACUGGUUGCUUGCUGCUGAUCGCACCGACACAUGUCUACUUGUACGACAUCCAACAGAAAAAGCAACUCGCCGAGCUUGCAGUUUCGGGCGUCAAGUACGUCGUGUGGUCCUCGGACGGCUUGCACGCUGCUCUCCUCAGCAAGCAUAAUGUCACAAUCGUGGACAAAUCGCUCAAGCAGAUCAGCACGCUCCACGAGACGAUUCGAAUCAAAAGCGCUACUUGGGAUGAUGCUGGUGUCUUGCUCUAUUCGACCCUCAACCACGUCAAGUACGCGCUGAUGAACGGUGACAACGGCAUUGUUCGCACACUUGAACAUGUUGUAUACCUUGUUCGCGUCAAGGGACGCAGCUUGUACUGUCUUGAUCGCGCCGCGAAACCCAAGAUCCUUACCAUCGACCCAACCGAGUACAGAUUUAAGCUGGCUCUGGUCAAGCGACAUUACGACGAGAUGCUCAACAUUAUCAAGACCUCGAGCUUGGUCGGUCAGAGCAUCAUUUCGUAUCUUCAGAAGAAGGGCUACCCAGAGAUUGCGUUGCAAUUCGUGCAAGAUCCAACAACACGUUUCGAUCUUGCUAUCGAAUGCGGUAAUCUCGAUGUUGCAGUAGAAAUGGCACAACAGCUUGAUCGUCCAAAGCUGUGGCAACGUCUUGGCGCGGAGGCUUUGGCACACGGCAACCACAAGAUCGUCGAGAUGACAUAUCAGAAGCAGCGAAAUUUCGACAAGCUCUCGUUCUUGUACCUCACGACUGGCGACCAAGAGAAGCUCAACCGCAUGGCAAAGAUCGCCGAACAUCGCGGCGACAUCACGAGCCAAUUCCAGAACUCGAUAUACCUCGGCGAUGUGCAAAGCCGGAUAGAGAUGCUGAAAGAGGUUGACCAGUACCCACUCGCAUAUGUCACGGCAAAGUCGCAUGGACUCGAGGACGAAGCACAGGCUAUUCUGGAGGCGAGCGGGUUGUCCGAGGAAGAGAUCAAACUACCAACUCUUGGAAAGCCCAUUGCCCCACCCAAAGCUGUCACUCCUACAUUCCAAGGCAAUUGGCCUACCAAGCCAACAGGCACCAAUGCGUUCGAGAAGGCCCUCACUGCGGAAGAUGGCGACGCCGUUGUAGAUACCAAUGGCUACGGAGAAGAGGACUUACUCGGAGAAGAUGCAGCUGCUGCAGCCAAUGGCGCUCUGGAUGAAGCAGGAGACGAUGAUGAUGCAGCGGAAGGCUGGGACAUGGGUGAUGAAUCGAUUCCGGAGGUUGAAGAAGACUUUGUCAAUGUCGAGAGCGCAGAAGCUGGUGCUGGCAGCAGUGAAGCCGAUCUCUGGGCACGCAACUCGCCUCUAGCAGCUGAUCAUGCAGCAGCGGGCAGCUUCGACACCGCUAUGAACCUGCUCAACCGACAAGUGGGAGCUGUCAACUUCAAGCCUCUCGAAGCGCGAUUCUUGGAGAUCUUCCAAGCCACUCGCACAUACCUGCCCGCCAACUCUGGACUGCCACCACUGGUCAACUAUGUUCGCCGAACACUCAACGAGACCGACUCGAGAAAGGUCCUACCCCUCAUUCCCCGCGAUCUGGAAUCAGUGCUUUCUAUCGAGAUUGCCAACGGCAAGAACGCGAUGAAACUCAACAAGCUCGAAGACGGCAGAGCGACAUUCAAGAAAGCGCUGCAACUGCUCAUGGUCAAUGCCGUGUUAUCUCAGAGCCAAGCUCAAGAAGCCCUCGCUGCCGUGCAACAAGCUGCACAAUACGUGCUUGCGAUGUCCAUCGAGCUUGAGCGAAGGACGCUGACCGGUGGCUCCACUGACAUCAGCAGCUUCGACGAUGCCACGAAGAAGCGAAGUCUUGAGCUGUCUGCUUAUUUCACAGUUCCCGAGAUCGAGCCCCAACAUCAGACCCUGGCACUCUUCUCCGCGAUGAACUUUGCCAACAAGAACAAGCAGCUGGGAAGUGUGCUCAACUUUGCAAACGCCUUGAUCGAGCGCGGCACCAACAUCAAGUUCAAGGAAACCGCGCGAAAAUUGAAGGCUGUUGCCGAACGCUCACCUACCGAUGCCAUUGAGAUCGAAUACGACACAUACGCCGAAUUCGAGAUCUGCGCUGCCUCUUACACGCCCAUCUACGCUGGUGAGGCCAGCUCAAGCUGUCCCUUCGAUGGUACGAAAUACCACACGAAAUACAAGGGCACGGUCUGCAAGGUCUGCGAGGUGUCAGCAAUCGGUGCGCCAAGCAGUGGUCUGCGUUUGACGGUAUAGCGAGUACCAAUAGAGGCUAUUUCGUGGUGGGUGAAUCCUUUCUGCUUUGAGCAGAAAGCAGCUUCUGGCGUAUGGUGUCAUCAUGCCAGCUUUUUGACUAACUGGCUGGGAGGAAAAGCGAGAGAGGGACACGAAUCUAGAGGAGUCGCGACUGAAGCCGGGUGCUGGGUUGGACUUGAGAGUUAGCGAGCAUGGUGUUUUCUGUAAACGUCUUGUUUGAUAUGAAGAAAGUGGAAAUACCAAAGCUUUGAUCGCUUCUCAGCGUGCUGGUUCUGGCACUGGAGAGGUAAGUUUUGCAGCACAAGCUCGAAUCGAAUGAACCAUACCAAACACACAGGCACCGC
Molecule: messenger RNA, 4173 nt
Organism: Cercospora beticola
Lineage: Eukaryota; Fungi; Ascomycota; Dothideomycetes; Mycosphaerellales; Mycosphaerellaceae
Gene: COP1
Product: coatomer subunit alpha
Biological process (GO): endoplasmic reticulum to Golgi vesicle-mediated transport; intracellular protein transport; intra-Golgi vesicle-mediated transport
Cellular component (GO): COPI vesicle coat
Molecular function (GO): structural molecule activity; protein binding
Source: RefSeq, a predicted model, not a curated record